Messenger RNA from Taeniopygia guttata (zebra finch), 722 nucleotides. RefSeq names its product NADH:ubiquinone oxidoreductase subunit B5 (gene NDUFB5). The record is from RefSeq and is marked provisional. Gene Ontology annotation, cellular component: respiratory chain complex I. Lineage: Eukaryota; Metazoa; Chordata; Aves; Passeriformes; Estrildidae.
AGCCAUGGCGGCCAUGAGCCGGGUGCUGCGGGCGGCCGCGGCCUGGGCGGCGCGGCGGGCGGGCAGCGCCGGGACCACCGGGAUUACCGGGACCACCGGGAUCACUGGGAUCACCGGGAUCACCGGGAUUGCCCCCCGCCUCCCCGGCAUCCUCGUUCCUGUACGACACGGCGGUGACCAUGGGAAGAGAAUGUUUAUCAUCAAGGCAACAAGUUUUUAUGAUUCUCGAUUUCUUAGCUUGUUGAGAUUCUAUUUAUUCGUGACGGGGAUACCAGUGGCUGUGCUCUUAACAUAUAUCAACAUCUUUGUUGGUGAAGCAGAACUUGCAGAGAUUCCUGAAGGUUAUGUUCCAGAGCACUGGGAAUACUACAAACACCCCAUAACCCGCUGGAUAGCUCGUUAUGUACUUGACCCCCCUGAGAAGAACUAUGAGAAGGACAUGGCCCUGCUUGAUGUGGAAAUGAGGAAAUCUGAACUGAGGCUGCUGGAGUUGGAGGCACGCAGACUGAUGAGACACCGGGGAGACGGGCCUUGGUACCAUUAUGAAACACCUGAUAAAAAUCUUGUUGACAAUUCUAUGAAAGCCACACCUGACAAUUAAACAAUUUUAGGGCAGUGUGCAAAGUUUUAUGUGCAUACUGACAAAUUGUGACUGCGCUGUGGAACAGACAUCCUGCUGUUUGCUGAUGAAAAUGAAUAAACAGUGUUUGUGUUGAUUCCAG